AUGAAUCGCGCUAACGAGAUCCAGAAGGACCGCCUCGCCGAGCUUGAAGAAAAAGUAAACCUCAUCCUAAAAGGAAGCAUACCAACCCGAGGGAGGGAAUCAGUCCUCGAAGAUGCCAAAGAGCUCACAGACGCGAGAUUCACACAAAGCAGCCAGCCUCGCGAUCGUCGCGACUCGAGCUACAGCGACCCGUCUCCCUCCAAUUUCGCUUUUGAUGAUACCAGUCCCCAGCCUUCCUCCUUGGCCGUUGCCCGAGCGGUCGAUUUGUACAUGAAGUAUUGCCACCGACAGCCCGUCUGGUGCUUUGAUUUUGAACAACAUGGGGAUGUGGAAUCCUUACCGGAAGAGCUCAUCUGCAGUAUCAUUGCGCUGACGGCGCGGUUCUUGCACGAGGGGGAGCACGGGCAGCACCAUGCGGAUACGGCAAAGAGUUUGAUUAUGCUGCGGAUUGCGAACGGGACAGUGGAGUUGAGUACGAUUGAGGCUUUGUGUUUGCUGGCGUAUUCUUCUUUUAUUGAUGGCGAUAUGCGCCUUGGUCGAUUUCACCUCGGACUGGCAUUUCAGCUCUGUCGGUCUGCUCUGCUCGACACAGAGUCCGCAUACACUCCUGGAGACCCUCAUGCGGAGCGUAAGAAGAGGUUAUUUUGGAGUCUACAGCUAUUGGAACAGUCGUAUGGCCGCCAGACCGGACUACUGAGCAUUCCCUUGGAGACCUGGCGUCCGGUGGACUACUUCUUAGGCAACGGCAGAGAGCCGCAAAGAGAUACUGAGAAGCCUCCCCCAUUGCCGCGAGACACGAUCGGCUGCGCUGCGCCGGACGACACUGGCAUCUGGAGCAUGACGAUCCACUUUGGCUGGGUCUGGAGCAAAGUACGCACAUAUGUUUCUGAUUGUGCAAACAAUCGACUACGCGAGCCCUGGCGCCACGAGUCAAUGUAUUCCAUGGUUCUUUCCGACCUGACAGAGAUCGAGAACCAAACACCACUCUGCCAUCGAUACGACCAUGUGCGGUUCUAUGAUCGACAGCCGGACGAAGUGAUCGUCAACCGUGCGUACUGGGUCCCCUGGCUCAAACUACAGUUCAUGUACCAUGCCAUUCUCACGGUCCUCAACCAUCCCUUCCUGUAUAUCAUGGCCUCGCGGCAUAACCCCAACCUGGCCAUCCCGAAUAGUUUCUGGCGCCGCUCGUCGGAGCUGGUGCUUCUGCAUGCGACGUGGAUCGUGCGUAUGAUUGACAUGCUAUCGGACAAGGACGUACGGCUUACCGAUCCCUUCUUUGCGCAUGUGGCUGCGAUCGCUGCGACGGUGCAGCUGUAUUACUGCUGUGCUGGAGACCCACGACUAAAGUACAAGUCCCGUGCGGAUCUAGCCCGCUGCAGGGUGUUUCUGAGGUCGUUUGUACCAUUUUCCCGGGCGUGUGCAUCAUUGAACCGAUCACUCGAUCGCAUGACCCGGAUUGCAGCCGGCACAGAGAACGUAGACUACGACAGCUGGGUGCCGUCCAAGAUCCAUCUGAACAUCCCCUUGAUGUGGGAUAUCCUCCAGUUCACCUGCAGCGACGAUUCAUAUCCCGCCGUCCCGUCCGGAAGCCUCUUGCAUUCCUCCCUCAGUGCUUCUGCAACCAGAAACGAUGCUGAGGAGAGCUCUACACUCGAAAUCAUCGUGACCACGUCACCUGAAGUAACCGUCAACACUGCAGACGGCGGCCAGGGCGUCCCUAUGCCUUUGUAUCGGGCCCCGAAAUCGUCAAAGGACAGCGACACGAGCCCAGCUACCGCUCCACGGUCUAUGCCUCCUUCAGACGCAGUGGUAGCUCCGAUCGACAGCCUCAUGCUCAACACGCCCUGGCUUUGGGCUGAUCCGGCGCCAUUUGGAGACGUGGACGACCUCGACUAUAGCACGUCCGCUCCGGCGGUAGGUGACAUUGAAGGUUCAGCGUGGUGGAAUCUGGGAAAUUUAUAA
Molecule: messenger RNA, 1962 nt
Organism: Aspergillus novofumigatus IBT 16806
Lineage: Eukaryota; Fungi; Ascomycota; Eurotiomycetes; Eurotiales; Aspergillaceae
Product: putative C6 transcription factor
Exons: 4
Coding region: 1-1962 (653 amino acids)
Biological process (GO): DNA-templated transcription
Cellular component (GO): nucleus
Molecular function (GO): zinc ion binding; DNA binding
Source: RefSeq, a predicted model, not a curated record